GAGAAACCCUUUGAAUGUCCUAUCUGUGGGAAAAGUUUUAGUGAUAAUUCCAACCUAGUGGUACACCAGAGGGCUCAUACGGGAGACAAACCCUUUGAAUGUCGUUAUUGUGGGAAACAUUACAGUCAGAAUUCCCAACUGGUGAUACACCAGAGGGCUCAUACAGGAGAGAAACCCUUUGAAUGUCCUCUCUGUGGAAAAAGUUUUAGUGCUAAUUCCAACCUAGUGAAACACCAGAGGACUCAUACAGGAGAGAAACCCUUUGAAUGUCCUAUCUGUGGGAAAAGUUUUAGUGCUAAUUCCAACCUAGUGAAACACCAGAGGACUCACACAGGAGAGAAACCCUCUGAAUGUCCUACUUGUGGGAAAAGUUUUAGUUGUAAUUCCUCACUGUUGGUACACCAGAGGGCUCAUACAGGAGAGAAACCCUUUGAAUGUCCUACUUGUGGGAAAAGUUUUAGUUGUAAUUCCACACUGGUGGUACACCAGAGGGCUCUUACAGGAGACAAACCCUUUGAAUGUCCUACUUGUGGGAAACGUUUUAGUUGUAAUUCCACACUGGUGGUACACCAGAGGGCUCAUACAGGAGACAAACCCUCUGAAUGUCCUACUUGUGGGAAACGUUUUAGUUGUAAAUCCUCACUGUUGGUACACCAGAGGGCUCAUACAGGAGAGAAACCCUUUGAAUGUCCUACUUGUGGGAAAAGUUUUAGUUGUAAUUCCACACUGGUGGUACACCAGAGGGCUCAUACAGGAGAGAAACCCUUUGAAUGUCCUACUUGUGGGAAAAGUUUUAGUUGUAAUUCCACACUGGUGAUACACCAGAGGGCUCAUACAGGAGACAAACCCUUUGAAUGUCCUUAUUGUGGGAAACAUUACAGUCAGAAUUCCCACCUGGUGAUACACCAGAGGACUCAUACAGGAGAGAAACCCUUUGAAUGUCCUAUUUGUGGGAAAAGUUUUAGUAAUAAUUCAAGCCUGGUGAAACACCAGUUGAUUCACACAGGAGAGAAACCCUUUGAAUGUCCUAUCUGUGGGAAAAGUUUUAGUGCUAAUUCCAACCUACUGAAACACCAGAGGAUUCACACAGGAGAGAAACCCUCUGAAUGUCCUACUUGUGGGAAAAGUUUUAGUUCUAAUUCCUCACUAUUGGUACACCAGAGGGCUCAUACGGGAGACAAACCCUUUGAAUGUCCUAUUUGUGGGAAACAUUACAGUCAGAAAUCCCACCUGGUGAUACACCAGAGGACUCAUACAGGAGAGAAACCCUUUGAAUGUCCUAUCUGUGGGAAAAGUUUUAGUGCUAAUUCCAACCUAGUGAAACACCAGAGGACUCACACAGGAGAGAAACCCUUUGAAUGUCCUACUUGUGGGAAAAGUUUUACUUAUAAUUCCCAACUGGUGAUACACCAGAGGGCUCAUACAGGAGAGAAACACUUUGAAUGUCCUACUUGUGGGAAAAGUUUUAGUUGUAAUUCCACACUGGUGGUACACCAGAGGACUCAUACGGGAGAGAAACCCUUUGAAUGUCCUAUUUGUGGGAAAAGUUUUAGUAAUAAUUCAAGCCUGGUGAAACACCAGUGGAUUCACACAGGAGAGAAACCCUUU
Notechis scutatus (mainland tiger snake) is the source of this 1608-nucleotide messenger RNA. The record is from RefSeq and is a predicted model, not a curated record. Lineage: Eukaryota; Metazoa; Chordata; Lepidosauria; Squamata; Elapidae.